AUGUCUCAGAUCACCGGAAAUAUUCCAAUAAUUUCUUGCGAACAGGUGUACCUGCUUCCAAACCAGCAGCAGUGCCAGUUUGUGCAGGCGCAAUGUGCCGACCACCCGGGAUUUCUCAACUCCUUCACGAUGUACUACUGCAUGUCGCAGUCUGACAGCGUCAGGUCAUGGGUGGGCAUUCCAUUGAUGGUGCUGCUUCUUCUUGUGUUGUUUGCCUCGAUAGGCCUAGUGGCAGGAAAUUGCUUAGUGCCGAACUUGAAUGCCGUAGCGAGCCACCUUAAGAUUCCAGAAAACGUGUCCGGGUUAACCCUCUUGGCGUUUGCCAAUGGAUCGCCUGAUAUCAUCUCGACAUACACGUCUUUUGUGACAGGAAACACGUCUUUGGCGUUUGGUGAGAUCAUUGGGGCUGCGUAUUUCACCAACUCGGUGGUCAUCGGAACCAUCUUUAUUAUCAACCCAUUUGAUUUAGUACCCGGAGUUAGCACAGGACCUAAUACAUUUAUCUCAUUGCAGGAUAACGCAAACACUGGUAGCAACAGCAAUGGCAACAAUAACUCUGGAAAUAAUAAGGAUGAGUCAGCUGAACAGCGGCUAAUAUCUUUGAAUGCCAAAGGUACAUAUUUGAGAGAUGUAUCGUUUUUCACAGUUUCUGCACUGAUAUUGCUAUACUGUGUUCGAGACGGCGUUCUUACCAGGAUAGAGAUGCUCACCUUGGUAUCCAUAUACAUCACAUACGUCCUGCUUAUCAUCCUCUGGCAGUGGUACUAUAAGAAAGAGCUGAACAAAAUCAGGCUUGAAAGCCAUGCGAGAAGCUUGUACAACCAGAACAGUCUUCCCUUCCCAUUUGACGAGAAUAUUCAAAUGCAAGACAGUUAUAACUACAACCCACAGAUUAUUAGGAACCUUGAGUUUGAGACAAUUUUGAGAGGGUUGACAUCUCGCAGACGUAUUGGCUUCUACAUCGAACAACCAGGAGGUACAUACAGAGACAGCAGCGAUGGAAGCAAUACCAAUGGUGAUAUUUCUCAAGGAGGCCAGCUACAGGCAGAAAUAAUUGAACCUCCAAAGAGGUCUCUUCCCGAGAAGAUUUUUGACUACGCUGCCCUCCCCUUCGUCAAGCUAUUCAGACACACCAUCCCCAUAAUGACCACAAACGAUUACGAAGGAGACUACAAACCGGCACUUGCACAGCUUUUCGAGCUACUGACUUCCCUUCUGACCUCACCCUUUAUCAUUGUAUGCACCUUGUUCCCCACUACUUCUGGCCUAACGAAGUUCUUCAUGCUCUUCCCCACAAUUACCCUCACUUAUUUUGCCUACCACAGCCUUGUGCGUUCAUCGAACCCUUCCACACCCUUCAAAUGCGUGAUUUCCAUUAUGGGUGUAGCUGCAUCAAUCGCAUGGAUAUCUAUCAUCGCUUCUGAAAUUAUUUCGCUGUUGACAUUGGUCUCAUCGCUCACCCACAUUCGCCCGUCGGCCAUGGGUAUCACUAUAUUUGCCCUUGGAAACUCCGUUGGAGACCUGAUCUCGUGCAUCGUCAUCACUAGAAUGGGUUAUCCUCUCAUGGCUCUAGCAGCAUGCAUCGGAGGACCCUUGCUAAAUAUAUUGCUCGGACUUGGUAUGAGUGGUUUGCUUGUGGGUGCCGACUACAUAGAGAUCCCAGCCACCACAAGAAACUCGACUACAGGUGCAGGAACGCAAGGAGAGAAUGGAAGAUUAAUGAGAAAGGCUCGGUUACAAGCUCCUAAAUCGUAUGCCGAGGGUGGUAACUCUUCUUUGAAGGAUGACUCUCCGUCAGAUAUGCUGUGGUUUGAUGAAAAUAGCUACGGGGCAAAUAAUACAAUGAAGAAGAAAAAUGCACUUCAUCCCAGAAGGGUCCUUGGUUAUGUCGAUGAAAAUAGGAUGAUUCUGAGUAGAAAGUUUGUGCCACCUCUCAAAUCCAAGACCGACGAUUGGUCACUCCAGGCACGCGUGCCACCUCCACUAGGUAACAGGAAAAAGGUUUUCUUUCCUCCGAAACCAUUGUAUGAUCCCUUUGGUGAAUUGGCUAUAGUGUUAUAUGAUCCUACGCGACCUGCUUCUAGAUUCAAAAUGCACAACAAAAGAUCCUUGAAUGAGAUGCUAGGAAUAUCCAGUAACUCACAGGACCCAACUGCAUCGUUUCCAAACGUCCCCGUUGUUAUUGAUCCAAAACUUGCCAAAAUUUUGAGACCCCAUCAACGUGAAGGUGUUAUAUUUUUAUACCGCUGUACCUCAGGACUGGUGGAUGCUAGAGCAAAAGGGUGCAUUAUGGCCGAUGAAAUGGGUUUGGGAAAGACGCUACAGUGUCUCACUUUGAUGUGGACGUUGCUAAAACAGGGUCCAAGAGGUAAAAAAACAAUAGAGAAAUGCAUUGUCGUGUGUCCAUCUAGUUUGGUUCGAAAUUGGGCAAAUGAGAUCGAUAAGUGGCUUGGAAAGGGCUCCUUGAAUUCUCUUGCUAUUGAUGGUAAAUCUGCUAAAGGUUCUAGUAUCGGCGAAUCGAUUCAGAAUUGGGCAGACGCACAGGGUAACGGUGUUGUGAGCCCCGUCCUAAUAAUCAGUUACGAAACGCUACGGCGUAAUAUUGAUAACUUGCAAAAUUGUGAGGUUGGGUUAGUCUUGGCAGACGAAGGCCACAGAUUGAAAAAUGGAGAUAGUUUGACCUUCAACGCGUUGAAUUCGUUAAACUGCCAACGAAGGGUUAUUCUUUCAGGUACUCCAAUUCAGAACGAUUUAUCUGAAUAUUUCUCUUUAUUGAACUUCGCAAAUCCUGGUUUAUUGGGGAACAGAUUAGAAUUUAGGAAGAACUAUGAGCUUGAUAUUUUGAGAGGCCGUGAUUCUUUGGCAACUGAUAAGGAGAAGGAGAAAGGUGAUGAGAAGUUGAAAGAGCUAACCGAGUUCGUUCAAAAAUUUAUCAUCAGAAGAACCAAUGACAUUUUGAGCAAAUAUUUACCUGUCAAGUACGAAUAUGUGAUUUUUUGUGGUUUAUCGGAUAUGCAGAAAACCCUUUACAAUCAUUUCAUCACAUCUCCAGAGAUUAAAAAGCUUCUGAAAGGUGAACAUUCGCAACCAUUGAAAGCCAUUGGCUUGUUGAAAAAACUUUGCAACCACCCCAAUCUUCUUAACUUGCCUGAGGAUAUUGAUGGAUGUGAAGAUCUUAUACCAGAAGAUUACAAAGAUGAUAGAAAUAGCACAGGUAGAAAUAGGGAAGUGCAGACAUGUCAUAGUGGAAAAUUUGAAAUGUUAGAAAGAUUCUUGUUUAAGAUUCGCAUGGAAACAGAUGAUAAAAUUGUUGUUAUUUCAAACUAUACACAGACUUUAGAUCUUGUGGAGAAACUUUGUAGGCAACACAAAUAUGGUGCUCUCAGAUUGGACGGCACAAUGAACAUUAACAAACGACAAAAACUUGUUGAUCGAUUCAACAACCCCGAGGGAAAGGAGUUUGUAUUUUUGUUGAGUUCCAAAGCUGGUGGAUGUGGAAUCAAUUUGAUCGGUGCCAAUAGAUUGAUAUUGAUGGAUCCUGACUGGAAUCCUGCUUCAGAUCAACAAGCAUUGGCGAGAGUUUGGAGAGAUGGCCAAAAGAAAAAUUGUUUUAUUUACAGAUUCAUUUCUACAGGAACAAUUGAAGAGAAGAUUUUCCAAAGACAAAGUGCUAAGCUCCAGCUUUCAUCGUGUGUUGUUGAUUCUGUAGAUGACGUCGAGAGAUAUUUCAGCAGCGAUAACCUAAAACAAUUGUUCCAGUUUAACACGAAUACUAUUUGUGAGACACAUGACACCUACAAGUGCAAAAGAUGUGAUGCUAGCGGGAAACAGAAGAUUAAAUCCCAAGUCAUGUUGUAUGGUGAUGCGACAACGUGGAACCAUAUCAAUCAUAGUAUGUUGGACAAAAAUGAGGACUUUCUCAUCCAAAACGAAAGUCAAUUCGAAACGGUGGAUUUUGCGUUCCAGUACAUAUCGCAUUGA
Molecule: messenger RNA, 3981 nt
Organism: Pichia membranifaciens NRRL Y-2026
Lineage: Eukaryota; Fungi; Ascomycota; Pichiomycetes; Pichiales; Pichiaceae
Exons: 3
Coding region: 1-3981 (1326 amino acids)
Biological process (GO): transmembrane transport; reciprocal meiotic recombination; double-strand break repair via synthesis-dependent strand annealing
Cellular component (GO): nucleus; membrane
Molecular function (GO): DNA translocase activity; hydrolase activity, acting on acid anhydrides; ATP-dependent chromatin remodeler activity
Source: RefSeq, a predicted model, not a curated record